This is a messenger RNA of Thecamonas trahens ATCC 50062, 1772 nucleotides long. RefSeq lists its product as uncharacterized. NCBI's taxonomy places the organism in Eukaryota, Apusomonadida, Apusomonadidae. The record is from RefSeq and is a predicted model, not a curated record. The transcript has 2 exons. Bases 25 to 1524 code for a protein of 499 amino acids.
CCUGUCUCUACCAGAGGCGCUCUCAUGGACAUCAACGCGGUGACUGACCCCGCGGUGUUCACGCGGCAGUUCAAGGGCAUCGGCAUCGGUGUGGCCCGGAAGAUCAUUGACUCGGGGCCAUACACGUCGAUGGACCAACUGCGGCGUGUGAGAGGCCUUGGUCAGUCGAAGAUUGAGUCGCUUAAGAACGUCUUUGUGGCUGGCCCAGCUACCGCUGACGCUGGCACUGCUGCUGUUGCAGCACCUCCUUCCAAGAGCUCAACUGGACGGACGCCAAAGGCUGCUACCACCAAGAAACGGAAGAAGACCAAGGCGUCCAAGUCGUCCAAGGCAACCGGCGAAGGAGGCACAAGCUCGGCGUCCAAGGCCAAGGCAGCAGCGGCAAAAGCUGGGCGUGGCCGUGGAGGCCGCGGACGCCCCAAGGGCUCGGUGGUGACCCGGGUCGGACCGGGUGCCGGGACGGCCGCAACGAGCAAGGCGGCGAGCAAGGCUGCGGCCGCGCGGAGCAAGGCUGCUAGCGGAGGGAGCGGCAAGGCGGCAAAUGGAGGGAACGGCAAAGAGGCCGGUGGCGAUUCGCCCGGCUCGGGCGGCACGGCUCAGACGCCGGCCGAGGCUGCGCUGGCGAGCUCAGCGCGCGGGGUGGCGCGGGGGGCCGGCACACACUCGGCCAUUGGCUCGCCUUCGAUGGCCGGCCAACGUCCGGGCCUCACGGCGCCGCUCGGGUCGCUGCACCACGACCUGGCGGGCACCGGUGCACAGUCGCAUUCUGCGCCAUCAACACCGACGUCGGAACUGCUUAAGGAGUUUACCACUCGCCAGUUCCGGCUCCAUCAGACGCUCAACCAUCUCAACCAAUCGCCGCUGCCGUCGCCGGCAACGCACAACAUGCUCACUUCGCCGUCGGGAGGCUACGCCCAGGACUUGACCAAGAAGCGCAAGCGCGGCGGCUCGGGCUCGCCCAUCGAGACCGGCUCGGCCGUCUCGCUCUCGCCGCUCAUGUUUGACGGCGACGCGUCGAUGCUGAGCUCGCUCGACCCGACCGGUGUCCCAUCGCCGCACAUUCACCCGGCCCUGCACUCGGUCAUCCCUUCGCCGUCGGCCGGGCCCGUCACCUCGCGCGGCUCGCCGUCGUCGUCGACUCCGCUCGGCCUCGUCCUCCCGCCACCGGCAAACCUUGCCGCGCCCGAGGCCAAGCCCUACUUUACCGAUCCGGUCGACGACUGGCACUCUGAGCCGCUCCUGCCACGCUCGGCCUCGAACCCGUCGUCGUCGUCGCCGCAACCACUCGGCUCGUCCGCGGUCUCGUCGGCGGCCUCGGGUAGCCACGCUUCCGUCCUCUCGCCGUCACUUAUUCUCGGCUCGUCCUCUGCCGUUCCCACCAUCACCGCAUCCUCGAUCGAUGCCUUUGCCUCGUACGACCUGCUCAAGUCGCAGCCGUCUGAAGCCAUCUUUCUGCCCGACCCACUCGCCGUCUACGACGACGACCCCACCUUUGCCCCGCUCGCCAAGCGCGCCAAGCUCUGACGCUAACGCCAUUGGCCACACCAACCGGCUCACCAACAGACCGCGGCCUCGCCGUCCCGUUGGCAAAUCGUCGCCGCGAGCCUUACGCUCUGCUUGCUGCAGGCUCGCGCUGUGCCGCGCCCCUCCCCGCCGCCUACCAACUCUGUACCACCAACUCUCCGCCUACCGUCCAUCGCCGCUACCACUCUCACCGCCAUCGACGCCGCUCCCCGAGUCGCCAAGCCGAGACCCCCCCCUCCCCCCCCCCC